Ceratosolen solmsi marchali is the source of this 3016-nucleotide messenger RNA. RefSeq lists its product as uncharacterized. Lineage: Eukaryota; Metazoa; Arthropoda; Insecta; Hymenoptera; Agaonidae. The record is from RefSeq and is a predicted model, not a curated record. The coding region runs from base 211 to 2049 and encodes 612 amino acids. The transcript is spliced from 6 exons.
AGGAGGAGGGUAGGUGUCGAUAUCACAGUCGGAGAGGAGCCGAGGAUGAGCCAGCGGAUCGUAGGCUCGGAGGAGGCCGAAACCUGAGAGAAUCGGACAGCCGCGGACCAGCGAUGCCGCAACUCGUGUGCAGCAACUCCCUGAGUCCCGGCACCCGUUGAGCCGUCGUCCUCGCUUCCGAAAGGCCUCGCAGUCAGGCCGGCCCGAGUGAUGCUGAAGCACAUUCUGACGGGGCAACCGUCGUCGAACGCCGGCUCCAGGCUGCACCACCACAAUGAUUAUCUCCAGGCGGCCGGUGCUGCGCCCGUGACGUCGGCAGCUGCGGCCGCCGCCGCCGUUGCCGCCGUCGCUCAGCGCGAUCACUUCCAUCCGCAGCAUCAGCAUCAGCACCCUCACGGAGUGGGUCAGCAGCGCACGGCCCGAGCCCAGAGCAGCGCCGACGUCUACGAAAGCGUCAAUCAUACGGUCGGGCAACGCGCCGCGCCCCAAUUCCAGAGUCAGCGUCACCCCCUCAACCACUCGCAGCUCAGUGUCAACAAUCUUGCCCAGAGGUUGAACGCCAGUCACCAUUCCCACGUGCUUAAUCUCUCGACCCUGUCGACUUCGAAGCACUCGGUGAACAGUGCGAGCCCCGUCGUUGGUACCAGCCACGGCAAUUGCGCCGAUCGCCGAGCCAACCUCAGCAGCAGCAACAACAGCAACAACAGCAGCAGCAACAAUUGCAGCAUCAAAAUCAGAACCAGAGUCAGAACGCAAUCGCCCUUAGAGCGCGAUCGUUCCAAAGUUAACGGUGGCCUCGACAUAUCGAGGACCUCGAGGCUCACUAAUCGAGCGACGCCUUCGCCCUCAUCAGCCGCGAAUGGCCUCGGUCAGGCCACCUGUCCCACGGCUACGACGUCUACAGGACCAAGCAUCGUGCCCCUCAAUGUCUCCUGGUCCACGUCGUCGCUUACGCGCAAUCAGAAGGGCCUCGAGGCCGGCGUCAAAGAGAUGCUCACGAGCCUCGGGCUUCUCUGCCUCGUAUCGCUGCUACUCGCAUUGCUCUCUCUCACCUUCCUUAUCAGGAUGUCGUCGGUCUCGUUCGUGCCCAACAGCCUCAUCAGCCCCGAAGAGUUCGCCAUCGUUUACGAUGUCACACUUGUGCUCUGUGCACUCGCGCUUUCGCUCAACUUGUGUUGCCUCCUCGUCUGCGCCAUUCAGUUCCUCUUCGCCGUCAAGCUCGUCAAGUCUUCGUAUCAUGGACACCGGACAAACAAGUACCUGCAGAAAUCGUCGAUCAGCCGAGUCUGCGCGGUCGGUGGUUUUUUCAUAAGCAUUCCAGUCUUUUUAACUGGUAUGAUCCUCUACACGUUCAUUCAGUUCCAGUCAACGCCGGCGAUCAUCACCUCGGUCUUCAUCGGCCUCGGAAUCGUUUUCUGCGGCUGUGCCCUCGUCCACACUGUUUUCGUGUGGCAAAAGGAGAAGACGAAUGCAAUGAAGGCCAUCCGACGCGAGCAGUACGAGGCCGCGGCGCAAUUGCAACGCCAGCAGACACUCCAGGGCCAACAACAACAGCAACCGUCUCAACAGUCGCAGCACUCCCACGCUCAUCAACACCAGCAGCAACAACAACAACAGCAGCAGCAGCAGCAGCAGCAGCAACAGCAGCAACAUCAGCAACUGCAACAGCCGCUUCAUAACCAACACCAGCAUCACAAUCAACGCUCCCUCGCCCUGGUCAGCGGAUCAUACGGGACAGCUAGUCGACUCGCGAGCCACGAGCAAGUAUUACACCCCCGCCUCGCUCAGCAGCACCAGCUGCGCCAGCUCUCGUCACCGGGCAACUUGUCGCUGCGCGGUCAGCAGCAAUUGAUUCUUGGGCCGGCCUCGCCGCCCGCGACACCCGGUGAUCGCUCGCCGACGAGCCCCGCCAACAAGCACAAUCGGUCGCAGCAGUUGGUAAUGCGCGAGGCUGCCGGCAGCGUAAGUCCCGGUUUGCCCCCGGCGACCCUCGACCUCAGCAGCGCGGCUAACACCAACAGCCCGCACGAGUUGUCGACCCUUGUAUGAGCGAACCGCUGUCGCCCUCGUCUUCUACGCACCUUUUUCACACCUUUCCCACAUCCCCACCGACCGCGCAAUUUCUCGGGGACGAGCCUGACCUGACCGCCACUCCCGUCUCCAGAUAUUAUUAUUAUUAUUAUUAUUAUUAUUAUUAUUAUUAUUAUUAUUAUUAUUAUUACUUCGUUUCAGAUUGUUAUUUAUAUGUAUGUACCUUUUUAUUUCGUACUGUAAGCUCGAUCCGACACCCCCUUCCGCCCCACCUCCCAUCCCCCGGCGCCAUCCCAUCACCCACUCCCUUGUACACAUUUAAAGUGAGCACGAUGCCACUUCUCUCGGCCACGAGACGUCAAUAACAAUGAGAUAAAUUAUGAAAGUAUAUAAGCUGCUACCAUACAAGCCAUUUAAAGACUGAUCUGAAAUAUGCGAAACUCUAUACCUCUGAGAAUACUGCCACUUUUCCUUUAUUAAUGACUGUUGAUUAUACGAAACUCCAUCGACUAUCAUAACGAUUUCUUGCCCUAUCGUGUAUGUAAAUUUUCUUCUUUUCUUUCUUUCUUUCUUUCUUUCUCUCUUUAUCGAGUAACAAGUGCUUUCACGUAUGUUUUGUUAUUGAUAAAACGCUUGUUACAUUAAAUUUAAUGUUAUCAAAUAAAGAAUAUAGAAAUUUAACGAACUCGACGAGGUCGAAAUUUUACAAUUAUGUACAAAACCAAUAUUUGCGUAAUUGAGCGUGUCGAAAAUCAAUCUAUUUUAUCAUUUGUAUAAAAAUUUAUAAUUAAGAUUAUAUUGAAACAGUAAAGGCAAAUGUUAUGAAAUUUUACGAACAUUUUAUAAAAACGUUCAAGAGCAAAUUAAUUAAGUCGACAUUAAUUUGAGAAUGUGUGCUAAGUGAGCUUACUAGAUUGCUUACGUUGCACACAAUUAACAGUCUAUUUUUUUAAUACAAAUGUUGACUCGUGAAAAUCGGAUAAAA